This is a messenger RNA of Terrapene triunguis (Three-toed box turtle), 570 nucleotides long. RefSeq names its product protein FAM78B. The transcript has 2 exons. The record is from RefSeq and is a predicted model, not a curated record. The coding region runs from base 1 to 570 and encodes 189 amino acids. NCBI's taxonomy places the organism in Eukaryota, Metazoa, Chordata, Testudines, Emydidae.
AUGAACGAAUUCAGACUGGAAAUGAGAAGGUGUCUAACCACCAGAGGGUCCAGCUGGGAACUUCCUGACUUGCGAGAAGGGAGAGUAAAAGCCAUCAGUGACUCUGAUGGUGUGAGCUACCCCUGGUAUGGGAACACCACGGAAACGGUGACCUUGGUUGGGCCCACUAACAAGGUCUCCCGGUUCUCAGUCAGUAUGAAUGACAAUUUUUACCCCAGCGUGACAUGGGCUGUCCCUGUGAGUGACAGCAAUGUACCACUGCUGACCAGGAUUAAGAGGGAUCAGAGCUUUACCACGUGGCUAGUAGCCAUGAAUAUGACCACCAAGGAGAAGAUCAUCCUGCAGACUAUAAAGUGGAGGAUGCGUGUGGACAUUGAAGUGGAUCCCCUGCAGCUCCUGGGGCAGCGAGCACGACUAGUGGGAAGGACUCAUCAGGAGCAGCCCCGGAUUCUGAGCCGAAUGGAACCCAUCCCGCCAAACGCACUAGUGAAACCCAAUGCCAACGAUGCCCAAGUCCUCAUGUGGAGACCUAAACGAGGCCAGCCUUUGAUAGUGAUACCUCCCAAGUAG